CGUGCGUUGAUUAACUUGUUGCAUACGCGUCCUGGAGAAAGGCGGAAAAGCGGGAAAACCUCUUGCCCCACCCCCACAACCCUCAACCUUGACAUUUUCGGACCUCCAAAGUGAUAUAUGUAUUUGGUCUAUUUUGAGUGCUUCUGAGUGGACAUGUGGGAUUAAAAAGCUGUAAUUUAUCACCUUAUCAGAGAAGACGAAUACCCAUCGCGGUUUCUUUCUGCCAGUGUGUGUGAGCCAUAAUUAUUGGCGUUCUGUGGGUGAACUUGCGGCUGACUGAGUGGGUAGGUCGGUGGUGGAGUAGAGUGGUUUCAAAGGUGGCCAAGAAUGCGGAGGUCGGGCGGCAAUAGAUGGUGAUGACACUGAGAAAGACGCCCCCACAAGAAACACAAGAAACGGGCGACAAGCACACACACGUGUUAUCGCUAAUCGAUGGCCGGCCAUCAAGAACGCUAAGCAAAUAAGCAACAGGAGCCGCUUGGGGUUGACCCACGCCUCGAAGGCCCCAACAAGUCCGAGAAUCACAACAGCCGAGACCCCCAAGACGUCGCCGUCUCUGCCGCAGUCGACGUCGCAGUCGGCGCCCACGCAACGCGCGGCUAGAAAAUAAAUAAACAGCGUUAGUUGCCGUCGGCGAUUCCUGUGGAGCGGAGUCCCGAGCGCUGAGUGCUUUUCCCCCACCCACUCGUGAAAUGCUGGCCGCCCAGGAGAACCGCUUCCAGCAUGUGUACUUCGCACUUUCUGGUCUCGUGGCGAGCGCCAUUCUCGUCCUGGUCUACAUCUCCAUGCGCUCGAGCCUUAACGAGCGACUGCGCGAGGAUCUGGCCAAAACACAGCGACAGCUGAUUUUCGAGAGACCCAAUCCGCACUGGGACUACAGCAACAGUUGGCGCAGCAUAGGAAACACCUCUCUCAGGCACGAGAUUUACUCGGCUUACUUCGAUGCCAGGACGGAUAUCAUAGGAAAUGUCCGCCUGGAUGAGGAGCAGAUGACCAUUGGGUCGCUGCGAAUCUUCGCCAUUCUCCCAGAGCGCCUGCGCGACUCCACGGUGAGUUGCAUCGUGCGAUUCUCCGACUUCACGAGUCAGGAGAUUGUUGCCGAAGAAGCUGGGGCCAUGCACGAUGUUCACAACAACACCUUUGCGGCGUGGAGCAUAAUGUGUCCACUGCACGCCUCCCGCCGCGCCCCCAUGCGAUUGCCACAGGCUGUGGCAUUGGCCUACGCCUCCAACAGACUCAGCCACCUUAGUCCCACCUUUAUCCAGAUUAGUUAUCCUCGCAACAUGACUAGUCUAUUUACCCGAUCCCGUCCAACGAUCUCAGUGUGCGUGGGUCCCCUGCAGGAGAACUACUCGAAUGUCCUCCGUUUGGUGGAGUUCGUGGAGAUGUACCGCCUCCAGGGAGCCACUCACUUCUACUUCUACUACGUGGAUGCCAGUGAGGAAGUGCGUCGGGUGCUGGACCACUACCAAAAGAUUGGCUUAGCCGACGUCUUCGAGUGGAAUGUCCAGUCGCACCUGCAGGAUCUCCACUACGCGGGAAUAGUUGCCCAGUUCAACGAUUGCGUUUAUAGAGCAAAUGUGGUGGACAACUAUCGAUAUGCGGCGGUUGUGGAUCUGGACGAGGUGGUGAUGCCACUGAAGCACAAUUCCCUGGCGGAUUAUCUGCGUCAGUGCGAUGAAGGUCGCACGGCGGGCUUCGUCUUCCGGAAUGUGUUCUUCCACCGAAGGGACAGCAAUGACACCUUUAAUGCACCCGCACAUGUGCUGAACAGAUUGCUUUACACCCAAUCGAAGGUGAGGAGAACUUUGGAGGUCCUGCCUGCUUACAUAAGGAGCAAGGUGGUGGUGAAUGCCAGGGCCAUUGUGGAGAUGGGAAACCACCAGGUUUACCGCGCUGCUCCUGGAUAUGCGGAUCAUGUGGUUCACCCAACGGUGGGUUUACUGUUCCACUAUCGUGACAAGUGCAUCAACUGCAAGAUGGUGCUGAUUGUGGACUACACGGCCAGGAGAUUUGGAUCGCUGCUCUUCGACCGCGUGGACAACACGUGUUUGGAGGUCUUCCUCAACCGCGGCAUCUGCGAUCUGGUGUAGAACGCCCCGAGUCUGCGUUUCGAUCUCCGACAGACGCCCCCUAAAAAACCAAAACCAGAGAUCUCGCGGGUCAGUUGAUUCCGUGGCCCCAGCCCGUCGACAUGCUGAAGUUCUGCUCGCUGCGAAGGGGCAAGGAGCCCUCGAUUGGGGCUAACAAAGUGGCCAAGAGUGUACGACAAAUUAGAAUAAGUUCUAGCUGUUCGCAUCUAAGUGUUAUGCCGUAAUAAAGCGCGCUUUAAGUGAUUUGUGAUGUAA
Drosophila ficusphila is the source of this 2348-nucleotide messenger RNA. RefSeq lists its product as uncharacterized. The transcript has 5 exons. NCBI's taxonomy places the organism in Eukaryota, Metazoa, Arthropoda, Insecta, Diptera, Drosophilidae. The record is from RefSeq and is a predicted model, not a curated record. Bases 693 to 2093 code for a protein of 466 amino acids.